Molecule: messenger RNA, 2117 nt
Organism: Tuber aestivum (summer truffle)
Lineage: Eukaryota; Fungi; Ascomycota; Pezizomycetes; Pezizales; Tuberaceae
Source: the annotation of a GenBank genome assembly
ACCCAUUCCAUCUCGCAAUCAGUCUCAUACCGCACUCGAUCGAACCCACACAUUUCUGGCAGGAAAACCCACAAUCCUUUGUCUUGACCAUCUUGCACAGAACUCGACGGCACCUACGAGUACACUCUCCCUCCCCACCACCCCAUCACCCGUCAAAUUCCGAGGGCUACCCUUUUCGAUCAUUCCAGCGGCCCCUUGACGAAUUCCUUCGCCUUGCACUCCAUUACUCCUGACGUCUGUCGGCGGUCGAACAAGAUACGAUGCUGGAAAGGAGGAUCAGGUUUGUGUUUGGCUUUGAGAGUACGUUGCAACAUUGCCUAUUGCGCUUCUGCUCUGCCGGAAGAACUGCAUUCCGAUCGCCGGUUGGAGAAGGCUUUACGCUAACCUUUGUCCAGGGCUCGUUCCUUUCCUCGCAUACCACCAUGUUCUCAUGGUACUCAUCUUGAUUGCUAUAAUACUACUGUGUAAGUCGCAAAAUGUCCGAUAGCAGACACCUUUCGGAACCAGGGCACAGCUCUUCGCAACGGAACCGGUUAACUGACGUGCGUGCAGCAUUAUUACUGGCAGGAUGCUCCUCCUCGAGUCCAUUAAUCCCCUCGAUAUUUCUGAUAAACAUGUGGUAUGACAAGACGGCACCCGAAUUCGAUCCAGCGCAAGUCGAUCCAGGCGCCACCCGUGCCAUUGGGAAUAUCGUCGGUGAUGCAGCGCUAGAGGCUCGGGUAGGGUGAGUAUCGGACCCUUCCGGGAGCUUGCAGCAGCGGCUAAUUUUCGGCACUAGAUAUUUCGGUAUCUGCAUUAAUCCCGACGGUGGAUCCUGGUUGUGCAGUGCAAAUGCGUCUUCUCUUGCCGCUCAGGUUUCCGUGGACCAAGAUCCUUUGAAUCUCAUCUGGGUAGCCCAGACUUUCCGGGAAAGCAUUGUCUUCCCCUACCUCUUGUAAAUUGCCCGCCUACGUACGGAAGAGGCGUGUAUAUAUAUACUAAUCGACUAACAGGAUCAUUGCUAUCAUUCUUGCUGCCGUUACCUUACUCCUGCUGGCUACGUUCCCCGGCUAUGAGGAGGAAUACGAAGGAGGGCCCGAAAGGAGACGUCUUCCCAGUCGCGCAGUCUCCCAGAUUGCGCUCGCGGUUAUCUUUGUUGCCGCCAUCUUCGUCCUCGUAUCCGUCUUAUGGCAACACACGGCAAGUGUAGCUGCGGCGACGAUAGCAGAAAAUCUAGAAAACGGUUCGGUAUCAACGGGGGUCGGAGUAACAGCAAUGGUAUUAGGUUGGUUUGGAUUCGCGCUACUAAUCGUCGUAACCAUCGGUUUACUUGUUAUGUCAGUCCUCCCCCCUUACCCUUUUGCCCCUAGCGCAAGCACUGACCCUACUGCAGGAUUCUGUCGAUGCACUUGGUCGAGAAACUCACGGAUGCCGAUGAGUUAUAGUCGACAACUUCCUGAACGGCAGCGGGUGGAGCCUAUUUUCUUGGGCCCGAACGAUAGGUGAUUUAUGCAUUCAAUCAUGAGCCCAGGAAAAUGGUCUGGAGAGUGACAGCACUUUGGGUCAAAUAUCAAAGAUGCAAAAGUAACAAAAUCGAAAAUUGGCCAAAGUGGUGGAAAACGACGCAUCAUACGAUUUUCACGAAUAAUGUUUUCAGCGAGCAUAUAAUCCCCCCCCCCUUUUUUUUUUCCUCCUCCUUUACUUCGUUCAUAAAAGCCCAUCAAUCGGGUUAACUUGGGUGGCUUCCUUCGAUUCAAUCUCUCUUCCAGACCGGGCGUGAGGAGAGUGAAAUGAUGUGAUUUAUCUUGCGUUUUAAUUUCUCUUUCGAUCUCCUUUCUACUCUUCGUGUAACGAUACCCUACUUUUUACGUUCUCCUUUUUUCCUCCGGCCCUCCCCCGGAUUUCUUUUUCUCCUCCCUUUUUAUGACAAUGGGUGAAAUACGAGGCUUGGUUGAAUGAUAAGUCUGGAAAGGGUGGCGAGAGCGGAUGUCAUUGUUUUCUUCGCUUUUUCCUUGCGUCACGGGUCAAACUUGGGAAUGGACCGGUAUUUUCUAUGCAUUUUAUUUCCACGUGUAUCAUGUCGUGUAUUUAGUCAAUGGGUUUGGAAUAGAAUGAGGCGGGGAAAGUGUACCAUGCCG